Molecule: messenger RNA, 2273 nt
Organism: Meriones unguiculatus (Mongolian gerbil)
Lineage: Eukaryota; Metazoa; Chordata; Mammalia; Rodentia; Muridae
Gene: Skap1
Product: src kinase associated phosphoprotein 1
Exons: 13
Coding region: 230-1294 (354 amino acids)
Cellular component (GO): cytoplasm; plasma membrane
Molecular function (GO): protein binding
Source: RefSeq, a predicted model, not a curated record
AGCCCCGGCUUGCACCUGCGCCCAGGGUCCCGGCUCCCCGCAGCCCGCUGCGCGCGCCGCUUCCUGGGCGCGCGGCCGGCAGCCCCGCCCUGCGCCUGGGCCCCGUGGCGACAGCCGAGGGACAGGUGCCCCGGGGGUGCAGCUCGCCUCCCUCUACCCGCGGCCUUCGGAGCAGGCCUCGCGCCCCUUGUCCCCGCCUUCUGCCGCGGCCGCCCUCCCGCCGUGCCAAAUGCAGGCUGUCGCCCUCCCAGAGGAGAUCGGCUGGCUCCUGGAAGAUACUGAAGACUUCCUGGCAGAAGGCUUGCGGAAUGAGAACCUCAGUGCCGGGGCGCAGGACCAGAGAGACCAUAUUCUCCGGGGCUUCCAGCAAAUCAAAUCCAGGUACUGCUGGGAUUUUCAGCCCCAAGGAGGAGACCUGGGCCAGGACAGCUCUGAUGACAACCUGAGCGGGACUCAAGGGCCACCCCUCACGUCAGAGGCGUCUUUUUGGUCUGAUUAUCAGGACGAGGGACUGGAAGAUGCCCUAAGAGGGGCUCAGGAGCUGGAAAACGUCAUAAAGCAAGGAUACUUGGAGAAGAGAAGCAAAGAUCAUAGCUUCUUCGGGUCAGAGUGGCAGAAGCGAUGGUGUGUGGUCAGCAGAGGUCUCUUCCUCUACUAUGCUAAUGAGAAAAGCAAGCAGCCCAAAGGGACCUUCCUCAUUAGGGGCUACAGUGUCCGGAUGGCCCCCCACCUUCGAAAAGACUCCAAGAAAGAGGCCUGCUUUGAACUGACCUGCCAGGAUAGACGCAGCUAUGAGUUUACAGCCCUUAGUCCAGCAGAUGCCAGAGACUGGGUGGAUCAAAUAAGCUUCUUGUUAAAAGAUCUUAGCUCCUUAACCAUUCCCUGUGAAGAGGAAGAGGAGGAGGAAGAAGAGGAAGAGAAAGAAGAGGAAGAAAUGUACGAUGACAUCGAUGGCUUUGACUCCCCUAAGUCUGGUUCCCAGUGCAGAGUCGUGGCCUUGCCGGAGCCCACAGACAGAGAAGAGGACAUUUAUGAAGUCCUACCAGAUGAAGACCGUGAACUCGAAGAGGAUGCCCGUGGCAGUCAUGGAGUGGGCUAUGCCAAUUAUUACCAGGGCCUAUGGGAUUGCCAUGGUGACCAGCCAGAUGAACUGUCCUUCCAACGGGGUGACCUCAUCCGCAUUCUGAGCAAGGAGUACAACAUGUACGGCUGGUGGGUAGGAGAACUGAAGAGCCUCGUUGGGAUUGUUCCGAAGGACUACCUCACCACCGCCUUUGAGCCGGAAGAACGAUGAAAGCCAGGGAACACGUUCUCCUCGACGUCCUGCCUGGAUGAAAGGACAUGCCCUGGAGAACGCCCAUUUCCCCGCCCCGGCCCUGGAUUCUUCUCUUUGCCAAGCAGCCACAAACUCUGCUGCUUCAUGUGACUUUAAGCCACUCGCAAGACAAGUAGGAAGAGGACGGCCCGCCAGAUCUGUUCCUAAAGCAGCCCGCUUCGAGCUCGUUGCCCUUGCACAGCCGCAUCUGCCUUUUCUGCAAGCUUGCCACAACGACGGCGGCGAAGGAAGUCCUGGGAGGAGGAAGUUGCUGGCCGGUUGUGGCUCUCAGAGCACAAAUAAAGUUUGGAUUUGUUUCUUUGCCGCGUGUGAUGGGGCUGAAGUCUUUUGUGGCAUAGUGUCGAGGGCUGGCAAGAUGGCUCAGUGAGGGUAGCGGCGCCUGCUGGGAAACCUGAUGACAUGGUUUCGAUCCCCGGGACCUACACAGUAGAAGGGGAGAGAGAACACGCUAGCUGUCCUCUGACCACAACACGUGUACCACACACAGGAAUAGAGAGGUAGGUAGGUGGUUGAUGGGUGGAUGGAUGGAUAGACAGACAGACAGACAGAUAAGCAAAUGUUUUAAGUUUUAAAGUCUAAGUAGUGUCAAAAUGCCACAGCUGCGCAUUUCUUACCAUCAGCAAACUGGGAAGGCACAAUCACAGUGAAAGCAAAACGCGCUGGAGGAGAUUUUGAUUGUCUUUCAGCACGGAGUCAUCUAUGGAACCCAGGACUGCUAGUGUCUGGGUCAGCUCCUCAGACUCCCUCUGGUUGGCUACUUGGCUGUGCUCUCUUAGGUGAGGAAUCCCUGAGACGGAGACAGAAGCAAGGCCGGGGAAUCAGCACGUUGGAGAGCGACUCCGUGAGCACUGUGGCUGGCUGUGAUGGAGUCCCACAUGGGCCGAGGACGUGAGGGGGCUCUCUAAUACGGGCCACCCUGCCCCUUCUCCUGUCGCCU